AUGAGACGGUGGAAUUCAAUCACCACCAAGAUCGUUGUCGCUGCUUUGUGCAGCUACGCUGUCUUCAGCGUGCUCCUCAGCAACAGUGAGGCCUACGAUUCAACACGAAAUCUCGUCCGCGCCGGUCAGCGCCGAUUGUACGGUUCAACUUUUGACCGCAUCAAUAAUGAGACUCUUGGGUUCGAAAAGAUCUUUGCGAUCGGCUUGAAGGAGCGGUCGGAUAAGCGUGAUUUCCUCUCCCUAGCGGCUUCCGUCACCGAUAUCAAGGUCGAGUGGAUAGAUGGAGUGAAGCCGGAGACUAUACCCGACAAGGCGCUGCCGGAGAAAUACAAUACGUCAUGGCUGAAGCCUACUGUUGCUGGUUGUUGGCGCGCACAUAUGAAUGCGAUGCAAGAGAUAGUCAAUAAUCGAAUCUCUACGGCUUUGAUUCUAGAGGAUGAUGCCGACUGGGAUGUUUCUAUCCGACAACAACUUCGCGAAUUCGCCCAAGGAGUCCGCACGAUAACCGAUAAUCAGAAAGCGCCCAGGGAAACACCAUAUGGCACAAAUUGGGAUAUCCUCUGGGUAGGUGGUUGCUCGGCUGGCCCCGGCUCUAAGGAAUCCAACAUCUACGCCGUCCCCAAUGAUCCCACUGUUGCCGCUGUUCGGCACCGACGCAAUAUCUGGGGAGGGCCUUCUGAGACAUGGAAGAAGAAGCACCCCGAGUACCCCGAGGACUCGACGCGGUAUAUCUUCCGCGCUCAGACGGGAUGCUGUACGUACGGGUAUGCCGUGACUUACGAGGGUGCGAGGAGGAUGAUCGCCGCGUUGUCGCUCGAUUAUAUGGACCUGGCGAUCGAUAACUCCAUGAGUGAUAUGUGUGCCGGCAACCAGCGUGAACAGAUUCGCUGCUACGGCCCCUAUCCUAACAUCAUCGGAACAUAUAAACCGGCCGGUUUUGCAUCGCGAGGCUCUGAUAUCGAGGUCUAUAAUGACGAGUACCACGAGGCCAGCUCGCACAAUAUGAUCUACAGCACUAGGUUGAACAUCCAUCGACUACUCAGAGGGGAGGACACGGUUCUUGGACAGUAUUCCGACGACCGGAGAGAUACAUGGCUCAAGGGCGAGGUCAAGGUGAACGAGAUUCAGUAUCCAACUGGUCGUCUCAUUCCUUGA
Aspergillus melleus is the source of this 1155-nucleotide messenger RNA. RefSeq lists its product as uncharacterized. The transcript is spliced from 4 exons. The coding region runs from base 1 to 1155 and encodes 384 amino acids. The record is from RefSeq and is a predicted model, not a curated record. Lineage: Eukaryota; Fungi; Ascomycota; Eurotiomycetes; Eurotiales; Aspergillaceae.